Messenger RNA from Dichomitus squalens LYAD-421 SS1, 1722 nucleotides. Its product is annotated as catalase. NCBI's taxonomy places the organism in Eukaryota, Fungi, Basidiomycota, Agaricomycetes, Polyporales, Polyporaceae. Gene Ontology annotation, biological process: hydrogen peroxide catabolic process; response to hydrogen peroxide. The transcript has 11 exons. Gene Ontology annotation, cellular component: cytoplasm; peroxisome; mitochondrion. Gene Ontology annotation, molecular function: heme binding; catalase activity. The record is from RefSeq and is a predicted model, not a curated record. Bases 1 to 1722 code for a protein of 573 amino acids.
AUGGCCUCCUUCAUCCAAGACACUCUUGCCCAGAUUCCCGGCAUCGACCCGCGCGUGAACCAGCGCAUGCAGUUUUUCUCUGGCAUGAACGACGGGCCCGCCAAGACCGCCGCGCGCAUCACCGGGGUCACCCAGGAACCUCACGCUAAGGACGACAGCCCGAUCUACACCGGCAACUUUGGCCAACCCAUCCCCGAUCCCUGCCAUUCGCUGAACAUCGGCGGCAUUCCCUACCAGGGCGACGCCCUACUUCUCGAAAAACAGCAAGCGUUCGACCGCAUGAAGAUUACGGAGCGCAUCGUUCAUCCUUGCGGCAGCUCGGCGCUUGGUUACUUCCAAGUAAACCAAGACGUGUCCCACCUGACCAAGGCCGCGUUUCUGCAGCCUGGUAAGAGGACGCCAGUGUACUCUCGCUUCUCCACCGUCACCUAUGGGCGUGAGUUCCCGGACAGCGCGAGGAACCCUCGUGGGUUCGCGACCAAAUUCUAUACUGAAGAAGGAAACUAUGACCUCGUUGGGCUCAAUUUCCCUGUCUUCUUCGUCCGGGAUCCAUUCAUGGGGCCGGAUAACAUCAGAUCUCAGCAGCGCCACCCCAAGAGCUUCUUACUGGACUACAAUGCGUGGUUCGACUACCUGGCCAACGUCCCUGAGUCCCAGCACGCUGGGUUGAUGUUAUUAUCUGAUCACGCCACCCCUGUCGGCUGGCGAUUCAUGAGCGGUUACGGUGUCCACACGUUCCGAUGGGUCAACAAAGAGGGUAGCUAUGUCUUUGUGAAGUAUCACUGGAUAUCCAAGCAAGGUGUUAAGCAGUGGUCCCAUGAUGAGGCCACCCGUGUUUGUGGAGAGGAUCCCGACUAUUCUAAGCGCGAUCUAUUCGAGCAUAUCGAGAAAGGCGGUGAUGCACGCUGGACUAUGAUGGUUCAAGUUAUGCAACCCGAGCAGAUCGCUAGUAUCAACUUCGACCCGUUCGACCCGACAAAAAUUUGGCCUCGCAGUCAGUUCCCUAUGCAGGAGGUCGGGGAGCUUGUCUUGAACCGUAACCCAGAGGACUACUUCAGGGAUGUUGAACAAGCCGCCUUCUCGCCUGGUUCUCUCGUGCCGGGUAUCGAGGCCUCCCCCGAUCCGCUCCUUCAGUGGCGCAUGUUCUUUUACCGUGACGCUCAGUACCACCGCCUAGGAAGCGCCAAUAUUCACCAGAUCCCCGUCAAUUGCCCUUUCAUGGCCAAAUUCCACUCUCCCGACAACUACAACGGCACCAUGCGUAUCGACGGGAACACUGGUGGAAAGCCGUACUACAAACCUACGACCGGCGGCACCCCAGGCUUCCUACCUAGCGCAGCUGAGACGCCAAUGCAAGUCGCGAAUCACGUCGUGUCUAGGAUUGGCCACUAUUUCCACGAGGGCAAGCCCUCCGAGUACGACCAAGUGCGCGAGCUGUACAAUCGAGUCCUUUCUGUGGAGGAGCGAGAGAACCUGCAUCGCAACACUGCUCGCUUGCUCAAACCGAUCGUCCAGAAGAACUACCUUAUACAGCAGUGCGCCAUCAUGCGCGAGUAUGCCGAAGCCAUUUACGACCUCCUGCCGGAGCACGAAGGGUAUAGCUUCAAGGACAUCGAGGCCGGUGCUCCUAUGGCGCAUAUGGUUCACAAGAACCCCCAGUUUGUCUCGGACCAAGGCAAGACCUUCAUGGGCAUGCCCGUGCGUGCGAUGACGAUCGCCUAA